CAGGCUCACAUUUGCCCUGGAGUUUGGGGCUUUGAGUCCCCCAGAUGCAUGCUUCCCUUUGAAGGCCGGCUUCCACGCCAGGCAGGCUGAGUCAGUAACCUCAGCUAUUGACAUUAUCGCAAGAGGUCUGUACUUUAUCCGGAUGAAGACAGAAUAUUGCUAACACCUGUCCACCAACAGAAGGAGAAUCUUGCCCAGGAAAGGACAGCAAUUCCAGAGUGAAAGAAGACGGUGAGAGUGAAGAGAGUACCUGGAACUCAAGAGUAUCAAGAGUAGGAGGUGGUUAUACUCUCUACCCACAGCAAACAUGGCGGAAAAGGCUUCAUCCUGAUAUCUGGGCCACCAAUCAAGAUGGCCACAGCACUUCCUGUGUUUGCCCUUAACAAAGAUGGUGACAAUACUUCCUGUUCAGGGCUUUUGCCUUCAACAAAAAUGGUGCUUACGGUGCAGGUUCCCUGAUACUUUGGAUUCCGGUUGCCGUUUUUUUUUUUUUUUUUUUUUUUUUUCCCCUUAAGAUACGUGUUUGCAGACGGGGAGAUGGAGGCUAGAGACAAGCAAGUGCUUCGCUCCCUUCGCCUCGAGCUGGGUGCAGAGGUACUGGUGGAGGGACUGGUCCUCCAGUAUCUUUACCAGGAAGGGGUCUUGACGGAAAGCCAUGUUCAAGAAAUUAAAGCUCAAGCCACAGGCCUCCGGAAAACAAUGCUGCUGCUGGAUAUCCUACCUACCAGGGGUCCUAAAGCAUUCGAUGCCUUCCUAGAUUCCCUGCAGGAAUUCCCCUGGGUAAGGGAGAAACUGGAGAAGGCAAGAGAAGAAGCCAUGGUUGAGCUGCCUGCAGAUGACCGGAUGGCUGGAAUCCCACUGCACAUCCUCCACAGCUCCCCUUCUGACCAGCAGAUCAACCAGCUGGCCCAGAGGCUGGGCCCCGAGUGGGAGCCCGUGGUGCUGUCUCUGGGGCUGUCCCAGACCGACAUCUACCGCUGUAAGGCCAACCAUCCCCACAAUGUUCAGUCCCAGAUGGUGGAGGCCUUGGUUCGCUGGAGGCAGCGCUUCGGGAAGCAGGCCACCUUCCAGAGCCUGCACAGGGGUCUCCAGGCCGUGGACGUGGACCCCUCGGUGCUCCAGCACAUGUUGGAAUGAUGGCGCCCCGUCAACACCUGAGGAGUCCAUCCCCUAGUCUCGUGUGCCGAAUCCUGACUCUCACCCAGGGCAGGUAGAUUUGGGGGGGACUGGUUUGUUUCUUUGUGUUAGUGAUUCUUAGAUGAAAGGAGAUAAUGGGAUUUCCACUUGACAUUACUUGAAAGGCGGGAUUACUCAGUUGAUCUCCCAUGGUGAUUUGACAAUUCAUUGUUUCUAAUUGCUCGGAGAUUACAUUAUUUGAAUUGUGCAGGUUUUAAUUGUGUGGUUGCCUUUUACUAGACUGGUAAAUCCUAGUGGCUCAAAAAAAAAUACAGGUGUUCUACAUAUAAAACAUCCACUUUUAUGCUGCCUGGGAACUGAACUGUGGACUUAGCUAUUAAUCAUGAUGUUAAUAAUAAAAAUUGAAUUACUGUAUAUAAUGUGGCCCUCUCGUGAGAAAGUAUUGCUUGUG
Messenger RNA from Balaenoptera acutorostrata (minke whale), 1588 nucleotides. RefSeq names its product CASP2 and RIPK1 domain containing adaptor with death domain (gene CRADD). The record is from RefSeq and is a predicted model, not a curated record. The coding region runs from base 538 to 1137 and encodes 199 amino acids. The transcript is spliced from 5 exons. NCBI's taxonomy places the organism in Eukaryota, Metazoa, Chordata, Mammalia, Artiodactyla, Balaenopteridae. Gene Ontology annotation, molecular function: protease binding; death domain binding. Gene Ontology annotation, biological process: regulation of apoptotic process; signal transduction.